This is a messenger RNA of Drosophila eugracilis, 705 nucleotides long. RefSeq lists its product as uncharacterized. NCBI's taxonomy places the organism in Eukaryota, Metazoa, Arthropoda, Insecta, Diptera, Drosophilidae. The coding region runs from base 109 to 585 and encodes 158 amino acids. The record is from RefSeq and is a predicted model, not a curated record. The transcript is spliced from 2 exons.
AAGCUGUUCAGUUUAAUUUAGUGUUUUGCACGUAGCUCCCAGUUUCUAGAAUCAUUUUUAGAGAACGCACACAUUUAUACAAUAAAAAGUAUAGAAAAAAAACAAAAAAUGCCCAACUUCAACGGGGCUAUUAUAGUGCACGCACUUCAGUUGCUCAACUCGCCAGCGACACUGCGAGAAAUCGUGGUAACCAUAGCUAAGAACACAGAAUUGCCGCAGGAUGAGCUUAAGGUGCCCGUCAAGCAAACCCUUGAGAUGGGACAUCGUUUGGGAUUUCUGCAGAAACUCGAUGGUCGGUAUUUCUUGGUGAAUAUGACCUUUGACACACUUAUGCACGAGAUGCGAGCCCUUGACAAGGAAGAUAUUCCAGAGAAGCCGAAGUCGGCUAAAGCCAAGAAGAUUAUAGCACAGAAAAGUCUAUUAAUGUCCGAAAUGGAGAAAAUAACUAGUACCAAGUCUAUCAAGUCCUUGAAGCCGGAAAAACCAAAACCAUCUGAAAAAAUUAGAGUGCAGAACAUAACCACUAUAUCGACCCACAUAAAACCAACGCCAUCUAUGAUGGCUAAAUCAAAGCCUAUCAAAUAGCCAAUGUUACAGAGUGUUAAAUACCAUAUCUUUUGCCUCAGAAUCUUGUAAAUAAUUUGAUGAAAAUUAUCUGUUCUGUUGCACAAACCUUUGGUCAUAAAUGUUUAUACAAAAAUUCAA